Esox lucius (northern pike) is the source of this 10063-nucleotide messenger RNA. RefSeq names its product kinesin family member 1Ab (gene kif1ab). Gene Ontology annotation, cellular component: microtubule; kinesin complex; axon. The coding region runs from base 300 to 5537 and encodes 1745 amino acids. The transcript has 50 exons. Gene Ontology annotation, biological process: microtubule-based movement; cytoskeleton-dependent intracellular transport; vesicle-mediated transport. The record is from RefSeq and is a predicted model, not a curated record. Gene Ontology annotation, molecular function: ATP binding; microtubule binding; ATP hydrolysis activity. NCBI's taxonomy places the organism in Eukaryota, Metazoa, Chordata, Actinopteri, Esociformes, Esocidae.
CACUGACUCCCAGCAUCCUUGGCUCAGCCAUCAGAGCCAUUUUACUGUGGGCCAACCUUGUCUUCAUCCUGGUUGUUUUCAGCUCGCCUCCAGAAUAAUUUGUCUCUCCAGGCGUUUACUCCCUGCAUGGAUACUCGGGAGGUUGUUAGCUGAUUUCAGGAGAAGAAUUGUCAAGGAGGAACUCACUGCAGUUGUCGAAUCCGAGGUGGUUAGGUGUUAGGUGUCCACCUGGCGGAAAAGCCCCAACCCCUCCAGACUGAAAACCCCUACUGUCGUGUCGCUUUCCACUGACAGGCAUCAUGGCGGGGGCUUCAGUUAAGGUGGCUGUUCGCGUCCGUCCCUUCAACUCUCGAGAGAUGGGGAAGGAGAGCAAGUGCAUUAUCCAGAUGUCAGGGAACACUACAACAAUCCUAAACCCCAAACAGCCAAAGGAGAACAAGAGUUUCAACUUCGACUACUCCUAUUGGUCACACACAACGCCGGACGACAUCAACUAUCACUCCCAGAUGCAGGUGUACAAAGACAUUGGCGAAGAGAUGCUGCUGCACGCCUUCGAGGGAUACAACGUCUGUAUCUUUGCGUAUGGCCAGACAGGAUCUGGGAAAAGCUACACCAUGAUGGGCAAGCAGGACCAGAAGGAUCAGCAAGGCAUCAUCCCUCUGCUCUGUGAAGACCUCUUUACGAAGAUCAGCGACAGCAACACUGACAACAGCAUGUCCUACUCCGUAGAGGUGAGCUACAUGGAGAUCUACUGUGAGCGUGUGCGCGACCUGCUGAACCCCAAGAACAAGGGGAACCUGCGUGUGAGAGAGCACCCCUUAAUGGGGCCCUACGUGGAGGACCUGUCCAAGCUGGCCGUCACAUCUUACAACGACAUCCAGGACCUGAUGGAGUCUGGGAACAAGGCCAGGACGGUGGCGGCCACCAACAUGAACGAGACCAGCAGUCGCUCCCACGCUGUCUUUAACAUCAUCUUCACCCAGAAGAAACACGACAUGGAUUCAGAGAACACAUCUGAGAAGGUGAGCAAGAUCAGCCUGGUAGAUCUGGCUGGAAGUGAGCGAGCAGACUCCACAGGAGCCAAGGGCACGCGGCUGAAGGAAGGUGCAAAUAUCAACAAAUCUCUGACAACACUGGGGAAAGUCAUCUCUGCUUUAGCUGAAGUGGACUCAGCACCAAAUAAGAACAAGAAGAAGAAGAAGGUUGAGAGUCAUAUCCCGUACAGGGACUCUGUGCUGACUUGGCUGCUGAGAGAGAACCUGGGCGGUAACUCCCGCACUGCCAUGGUGGCGGCCCUCAGCCCCGCUGACAUCAACUACGACGAGACCCUGAGCACCCUCAGGUAUGCUGACCGCGCUAAGCAGAUCCGCUGCAACGCGGUCAUCAACGAGGACCCCAACAACCGUCUGGUGCGUGAGCUGAAGGAGGAGGUGUGUCGCCUCAAGGACCUCCUCUACGCCCAGGGCCUGGGAGAUAUCAUAGACACGUAUCGAUGUCCUGAUCCUGUUAUAGCUGGUUUGAAAACCUUUCAGCCCGGAGAUUAUGCUGCAAACUUGUGCGAUUACAAGAACUUUGUCAAUAAUCGCCAGGCUGUCAAUCAAACGGGUGAUCUAUCCACAGUGACCAAUGCCAUGACUGGGAUGAGCCCCUCCCCCUCUCUCUCCGCCCUGUCCAGUCGUGCGGGCUCCAUGGCGAACCUGCACGACCGCAUCUUCAGCCCCGCGUCCGAGGAGGCCAUAGAGAGACUCAAGGAGACUGAAAAAAUCAUCGCAGAGCUCAAUGAGACCUGGGAGGAGAAGCUGCGCCGGACGGAAGAUAUCCGAAUGCAGAGGGAGGCUCUACUGGCUGAGAUGGGCGUUGCCAUGAGAGAAGAUGGAGGCACAGUGGGUGUGUUCUCACCCAAGAAGACUCCUCACCUGGUGAACUUGAAUGAGGAUCCGCUGAUGUCCGAGUGCUUACUCUACUAUAUCAAAGACGGGACAACCAAGGUCGGUCGCGAGGACGCUAAAAGUCGCCAGGACAUUGUGCUCAGUGGCCAUUUCAUCCAAGAUGAGCACUGCACUUUCAGCAGCACCACAGGGCCUGGCGGAGAAGAUGACGAUAACAUAGGGAACGUGAUCCUGGAGCCCUGCGAAGGGGCGGAGAUCUACGUCAACGGGAAACUGGUGACCGCGCCCACUCUGCUUCGCUCAGGGAACCGGAUAAUCAUGGGGAAAAGCCACGUGUUCCGCUUUAAUGACCCAGAGCAGGCGCGCCAGGACCGCGAGAGGACCCCCUGCGCCGAGACCCCCGUGGAGCCUGUGGACUGGGCCUUCGCCCAGAGGGAGCUCCUGGAGAAACAGGGUAUUGACAUGAAGCAGGAGAUGGAGGCAAGGCUUCAAGAGCUAGAAGAUCAAUACCGCCGAGAACGAGAGGAAGCCAGCAACCUUCUAGAACAACAGAGACUGGACUACGAGAGUAAACUGGAGGCCCUGCAGAAACAGGUGGACAGAAGCUCUCGCUAUCUGGAGUCCCCAGAGGAAGAGGAGGAGCCUGAAGAGGAAGAAUUCCCCAUAGUUCCAUGGACCAAGCGUGAGACUGAACUGGCACUGUGGGCCUUCCGUAAGUGGCGUUUCUACCAGUUCACCUCACUCAGGGACCUGCUGUGGGGUAAUGCCAUCUUCCUCAAGGAAGCCAACGCUAUCAGUGUUGAGCUCAAGAAGAAGGUCCAGUUCCAGUUUGUGUUGCUGACUGAUACGCUGUACUCCCCGCUGCCCCCGGACCUGCUGCCCCCCAGCGUUGCCAAGGAGAGGGAGAGGCGGCCAUUUCCCCGUACCAUCGUUGCCGUGGAGGUCCAAGACCAGAAGAACGGUGCCACACAUUACUGGACUCUGGAGAAACUAAGGCAGAGGCUGGACCUGAUGAGGGAGAUGUAUGAUCGCGCGGCGGAGGUGCCCAGCAGCACUGUGGAGGACUGUGACCAGGCCCUGACCGGAGGAGACCCCUUCUACGACCGCUUCCCAUGGUUCCGUCUGGUAGGCAGGGCCUUUGUGUACCUGAGUAACCUGCUGUACCCUGUACCCCUGGUGCAUCGCGUGGCCAUCGUCAGUGAGAAAGGGGAAGUCAAGGGAUUCCUCAGGGUGGCGGUUCAGGCCAUAUCAGCCGACGAGGAAGCCCCGGACUAUGGUUCUGGUGUCAGACAGUCAGGAACGGCAAAGAUCUCCUUCGAGGACCAACAGUUUGAGAAGUUCCAGACAGAGUCGUGUUCCGGCAGCAUGUCCCACUCCAACACCUCCCAGGAGGAGCUCCGAUUUGUCGAGGGGGAGGGCCAGACGUCUGAGAUCGGGGCUGACCCGGAUGAGGUCAACAACAACACCUGCGCAGACUUGUGCCCCGUCACAGCCAGUCCAGAGGCCCCGCGCAGCCCGCUGAAGGGAGGCCUGGGUCUGGACCUGCCCCUCGAGCUGAACCAGGAGAAGGUCCUGUCCCACCUCCGCAUUGGGUCCACCUUCACCUUCAGGGUCACCGUGCUGCAGGCCUCCAGCAUCUCCGCUGAAUAUGCGGACAUCUUCUGCCAGUUCAACUUCAUCCACCGACACGAUGAGGCUUUCUCCACCGAGCCACUAAAGAACACUGGCCGAGGACCUCCUCUGGGAUUCUACCAUGUACAAAAUAUCACGGUGGAGGUCACCAAGUCGUUUGUGGAGUACAUAAAAACCCAGCCCAUUGUCUUUGAGGUGUUUGGCCACUACCAGAAACAGCCGUUCCCACCUCUCUGCAAAGACCUCAUCAGUUCGCACUUUUUCCUCAGUCCUUUACGACCUUCGAGGAGGCAGUUCCCCAGGGUUAUGCCUUUGUCCAAACCAGUGCCAGCCACCAAGUUGAACACCCUGACCCGCUCCACAGCUGGCCCUUGUCACUCCAAAUACGACCUCAUGGCCUUCUUUGAGAUCUGUGAGCUGGAGGCCAAUGGAGACUACAUCCCAUCAGUGGUGGACCAUCGAGGGGCCACGCCCUGCCAGGGAACGUUCCUGCUUCACCAGGGCAUCCAGCGGAGGAUCACCGUUACCAUAGCGCACGAGACAGGAAAUGACAUAGAGUGGAAAGAGGUCAAGGAGCUGGUGGUGGGGCGUAUUCGGAAUACUCCUGAAGCUGAUGAGACCAUCAUCGAUCCCAACAUCCUGUCUCUCAACAUCCUGUCUGCGGGAUACAUCUGGCCCUCAUAUGACGAUAAUGUGUCCCUCGGAGUUGACCAUAGAACAUUCUACCGUUUUGAGGCAGCGUGGGACAGCUCCAUGCACAACUCUCUCCUUCUGAACCGUGUCACUCCUUAUGGAGAGAAGAUCUACAUCACCCUGUCAGCCUAUCUUGAGAUGGAGAACUGCACUCAGCCCACGGUGAUCACCAAGGACUUCUGUAUGGUGUUCUACUCCCGAGACGCCAAGCUGCCCGCCUCACGCUCCAUCAGGAACCUGUUUAGCACUGGCUGUCUGAGGCCCUCGGAGAGCAAUCGUGUCACCGGAGUGUAUGAAGUCAGCCUCUGUCAUGUUGCAGACGCCGGAAGUCCAGGCAUGCAGAGGAGGCGCAGACGCGUCUUAGACACUUCAGUGGCGUACGUUCGCGGAGAGGAGAACCUGGCAGGCUGGAGGCCUCGCAGCGACAGUCUCAUUCUGGACCACCAAUGGGAGCUGGAGAAACUCAGCCUGCUGCAGGAAGUGGAGAAGACCAGGCACUACCUGCUGCUGCGUGAGAAACUGGAGGCCACCCUGGCGGCAGGGCAGGACGCGCUCUGCAAGAGCGGCGACAUCAGCGACUUUGCUAAGAGCCCCAUCCUCAGCCACAGCCCCGGGGGCAUCGCUGCCCUGGAGAGCCCCAGCCAGAGGCAGAGGGAACUGGCUGCCAAGUGUCUGCGACUGCUCAUGCACACCUUCAACAGGGAGUACAGCCAGGUGAGCAGCAGUGCCAGUGAGAGCAAGCUGUCUGAGAUGUCGGCAUCGCUGAUGUCGCCAUCCUCUUCUGGUCUGAGCACACUGACCCCGUCCUCUACUUGCCCCUCAUUGGUGGAGGGACAUUAUGACAUCAGACACACAGAGCCUGGUUCUGGGGCUUCAACACCAGACCUGGACCCCUUCAGCCCCGUGGACAGGAAGAGGACCCUGGGUAGAGGCUGCACCUUUGUCCCUGACAUCCAGGAGAUCCGUGUCAGUCCAAUUGUGUCAAAGAAAGGCUACCUGCACUUCCUGGAGCCUCACACCAGCGGCUGGGUGAAGCGCUACGUGGUGGUGCGUCGGCCCUAUGUCUACCUGUACCGCACCGAGAGGGACAGCGUGGAGCGAGCCGUCAUCAACCUGUCCUCUGCCCAGGUUGAAUACAGCGAGGACAAGCAGACUCUGCUCCGGACUCCGAACACAUUUGCAGUGUGCACGGAGCAUCGAGGAAUACUCCUCCAAGCCAGCAACGACAAAGACAUGCACGACUGGCUGUAUGCGUUCAACCCCCUGCUUGCCGGAACCAUCAGGUCUAAGCUCUCCCGGAGAAAGUCAGGCCAGAGGAUGUGAGGGAGUGGAUCACCCGAGGUGGUGGAAAAAGAAAACCAUAAUCUACCCCCCCCCUCCCCCCCAUAUAGCUCAUCUGAACAUCUCACUCCUGCGCUGCUUCCUGUCCAAACAGUUCCUUCUGCUGACUCCUCCCAAAAACAGCACUUAAAUCCAUCCCAGCCAAUCCCCUAUUUGAAGCAUUUCCUGGUUUCCUGGAACAUGCACGGUAUAAACAAUCCAUUAAAUGCCAUUAAGACCCAUAUAAGACUGACUUGUGAUGCUACCCUGUUCAGCAGGGCUUACCCCUGCUAGGUGAGUUGGGGUAGGCGGUGCUCCCUGUUCUUAUGUGCAUGUUGACUUUACCUUGACCUAACAAGCCUCCAGGCUCCAUAACGGUUUAGCUGAACAAAGGAAAAGUCUUUAGUGCAAGUUCGUUACCGUCACCCCGUUGACUGUGUUUGAUGCCCCAGAUCCCAAACUGCUCAUAUAUUUCUUAUGUAAAAUACAAUAGUAGUCUGAUAAAUCAACAUGGCGACGUGGUAUAUUCCCUUUUCUAGUCCACUCGUAGGAGAUCUCUGUGCGCGUGUGUGUUUUAGUGCAGGGGGGAGACAGCAGCACCUAUCGACGUUGGUCGUCACGGUAACGCAGGAUGUCCUCGUUACCACAUAUUGAAAGGGCUGCAGCUCGUUGCCGUCGCCUGUGUUUUGUAUCCCAAGGUUUUGGUGGAACGGACGGGACGGGCGCUGCGAUAGUACACAAGACAGUGUAGGAUGAAAGGGAACACUGCUGGGGAGUGUUUUGAGGCCAUGGUUUUUGACCGUGUACUGUAGCUCAGAAGUGGAUGCUGUGAUACCUGGGUAACAUAUCGAUACUAUGUAUGGGAGAGGACAAUAGGAUGACUCCCUACGCCUGUUACGUUUGGAUAAUGAUGAGUUCACUGUGCUGUUGUUUCAUACUUACUCGUUUGCUACGGUAGAGUAUAGGCAAUGUAAUACGCUGGCAGUCGGACUUACAGUGGAGAGUAAUUGUGACCUGUGACGUAUUUUGGCGUUUCUACAUAUUGUUUUGUAUACAUUUUUUUGGUUUAUUUAUGGGAUCACUGACCACUUUAAUCGCAUGGCACUUUAUUGUUGCGUUAUAACACCCGUUAUUCUGUUGCGUUAUAACACCCGUUAUUCUCUUGAGUUGAUGUCUGUCACGUUGACUUGUUUCUAACCAAAGCAUUCCAGUCUAUUUCCAAUAGUGCCGGGCUCCUCCGUCACGUAAAGCUGACAAAAUGGUUUUAGUGCAACGUUAAUGGAAUAUUUCAUAAAACCUGGUGUUCCAAUCCUGCAUUGACCCUGAAUGUCUGUUAAUAAGUGAAAUACACCAAGUUGAUACGCAAAAUAGCUCCUCUGGAGAGAGUGUGCGUUUUCCACGGCCUAUACUGUGGUUGGUAACAGUACACUUAAUAAUUUAAAGGGAAACUGUGAUCCCACUCUCUCGGUGGGUUAGUGAGACAUGUGCAUGUUUUUUUCAGACAGUUGAGUUGUGAGUCCGAACCAGGUAGUGCCUCCAGUUAACCCCUCUCGUUUUCCGUUUUUCUUUUUUUUGCAUCAACGCCCACCUCUUUAGCUUGAUGUUACACGUACUACCUUAACAAAUGUUUUUAUUUACCGUGCUGCUAUGGAGAUUGUGUCGACGCCGUGUUUCGAUGGGAUUCCCUCCUUUUUCAACGAGCAGGUGCAGUGCAGUGUAGACCUUGCUUUUGGUCCUUAUGUAACGUUGCCUCUGACGUCAUCCGCUUUGGUGUAGCUAGUCUUCAGCCUGGUGCUUCAACCGGAAACCCACACAGUAUGACAAUAGUUCAACGUUAACCAGGGGGCAUUGCUGACUACAGUUACAGUGAUGUGGCUCUGAAAGUGACUCUUCAGCGCCACGUUAAUCUAGCAUCGAUAACAAAUGCGCAGUUUUAAACUAAACCUGUUGGCCCUAUAGGCUUAGCAAUGCUCUUCGUACAAUAGCACUUUAUUGGAAACCAGCAGCUCUUGUUUUGACUACAGUAACAUCGUGGUUAUGUCCACUAGACUAUCCAUGGCCAGACAGCCAACUGGAUCAUGAGGUCAUUUCCUGCUGUUGUUUCUCGUUUACGCAGCAGGUUUCGGUCAAACACAUAGCGCUGGGUUUAUGCGUGCCUUAGGCCAGCCAACCUAAAGAGCAUGUUCAGAAAGCUACGGCCAACGACCAAGCAUGUAAGGCAUUGCAUUACUCACACAUGGUGUUCCCCUACUAAUGUUUAUAAGCAGUAAUAUCAACUAAUGUCAGUUAGGAAUCCUCAUAUACCUUUCCUUAAGGAUAUAGAGUAUAAUGCUGAUAUACUGUAUUUCAAACACUGCAACAGUUGAGAGUUGAGAGUCUCAGUGAGAAAGCAUGCCCCCUGGUGGUUAUUUAUGUUUUUCUUUGAGAAACAAAACACAACCUAUCACAAGGUUGGAUCUAGCACUGUAAUAACAAGUUCAUGAGUAACCCCCCAUUUUUAGAAAUGUGUCAAGACGAGCAUGUACAGCUAUGUAGUUAAUACCGGUUCCAUAAAAUUACCUACGUUCUGAAAAAGACAAUGCUGUGAACACAAAAGUAUACUGGUAAUUCCCAACACUAUCUAACCUCUUUGUUAACAUAUAAAAGGAGUUCCUACCAAACAAUAUCACAGUAUUGGCAAAAACCUAGUGGUCCCUUCAAUUUCCACAGAUUUUUCAUCUCAAUAUCUGCUGUUUCUCUCCCCUAGAACACCUCCCCUUCUCUCCUUUUCCAGCUCCGGUGACUCUUGCUUUCCCAACGUUUGUGUGUAUCUGUCCAGGUUCUUCUCUGUAAGUCAACAAAGGAAACUCAGGGUCAAUCACUGUAUUAAUAUAAAAGAAAGUAUUUCACAAAAUAUAAUUCCACCCCUGUAAUUUACUGGCAUACAGUCAAGGUUGUAGGAGCAGGAGGGGGACAUGUCCCUCCAAUUUUAGAAGCAGGUAAAUUGGUCCUCCCGGAAAUAAUAACAAUUUGCGGAAAAAAAUUAAAAUAAUAAUAAACUCCCUGAAUACAGUCAAAAGUCAAUGAGUUCAUUGAGGCUUAUCGUAAAUACAUUCAAAUGUGGCUAGGUAAUGAGCACCACUGUUAACUCCAGCUAGGUUUGUGUGGCUUAUAUACUUAUCAGUCGGGGUCAUUAUCACUUUGAUAAUAGGAAAUGAAACGUCAACACAUUAGUGAACACGUUUCAAAUGAAGCCAAUUGGGUUCAAAGCUUUACAGUAGGCACGUCAGCCUAUCCUGUGUCCAGUGGUAGCACAGAUGACACAGAAAAGAUCACCGUAGUUCAGAUUGUAUCUAGAGAUGAAUGGCAUUCAGCUGGUUUACGCAACAGUUACUGUAAAAUAACAAACACUCUUGUAUUUCUGUAGCUACCUAUCGCGCUUGUCACCUUUACCGGCUGUCGUUGACUGAUUUCAUCACGCUCUGCACCUCCAAGGGCGAGACUGACAGGCAAGCAGGCGGUGAUCUUGAUCUCUACAAAAUCUUUGCUUUAAAAUAGCUUUUUUUGUUUUGUUUUAUCCCGCAAGUGAAAAAGAAGUACUUGACCCUCGGCGUCCUCAAUUGUUGACACGGGGCUGACUCUCAACUAUAAGAUUCAUUUGGUUCGUCAAGGUUGUGGUCAUCUGGAUUUAUGUUGCUCUUUUCUUUGUUGCACACUGUCUCACUUUUGCCUGCUUGAACAAUGUAAGAAAAUAAAGCUUUAUGUUCAUUUAUAAAUUGUUUGCUAUUUGAACGAGGAGUAUCUGAGUGCGUUAUAUUGGAGCUAUUUAACUGUCAACCAAGGAUAAUUUAUUGUGUCGGUCACAUGUGAUAAAGAAAUAAUAUUGAGAAAGUAUGAAUAAAGUUGGGGUCUGCGACUUUAUCCCAUAACCGAAGGAGGAAGUUAUUUUGUUCUAAACUGUACUUUUAUCGCUUUAGCAAUUAGCACCUGAAAUGCAUCCAUCUGUAUCUACUGAUUUACUGUAAAGAUUAGUCUUGUAAAGAUAGAAUCCUUCUUAAAGCUAGGAUAAUUAUUAAAAAUAUGAUAUCCGAUAUUCUGUCCUCAGAGAAAAGUUAAAACGUAGGUUUAGCUGUCUAUAUAAAAAUAUGGAUGAGUUCUGUUUCGGAUCAGUCAGCUUUAUGUGGCAUUACAUUUCUGGAUCCAAGCAUGUGGAUCUACUUCAUCCUCACGUUCUUCCUAAAGCAGUGAGGGGAAAACAAUGCAGCCCUCUAAAGAAACACCUGCCUCCAUGACACUGUAAUGACUCCUCCUUGAAAUUCGAUUGGCUCUCGUCGUGUAAAUAAUGAACCCAAUUGGCUGUGUUGGGUGCUCUCGCACAGAUGUAACCCCUUGUUCCUGUCCCUUUAUAGUUUAUACCAUAAUAACUGGCCUGUGAUGUCAUCUCAGUGCUCAUGUUAUCUUUGAGUGUUGGACUAGUGUCUUCUAAUGUUUGUGGACACGUAACAAGUUGUCAAAUUAAAGUGAAAUAAAUGUGAAACUUAUGCAACAUU